AUGGGGACGGUUCAUGCGGUGGAGGCGAAUCCUCAGAAAGCUGGGGCGUCUGUUGGGUAUAUUCCUGCCCCAAGCAUGGUGCAACCCCCGGUCGCCGGUCAACCCCCACCGGCUCAACAAGAACCCCCGCCACAGAAAGAAGAUGACGGUCCAGGGACGUUCGAAGAUCUUCAUAAAGCAUGUAAAGGUACUAACUGUCAGGCAGGGUUCAACCUGACCCCAGGGGCUGGCGGUCUACACCUCAGCUAUCACCACAAACUGGACAAACAGGUCCAGAUGGGGGUUGAGUUGGAGACCAGUUUAAGAAUGAGGGAAAGUGUCGCCACUUUUGGGUACCAAGUAGAUUCUGAAGAUGGUAGUACGACUUUUAAAGCUCAAGCAGACACAAAUUGGUGUGUAGGAGCAACAUUGGAAAAGAAAUUACUACCUAUGCCCUUCUCACUUAUACUUAGUGGAUUUGCUAACCACCCAAAGUCUUCCUACAGGUUUGGUAUAGGAUUUAUGGUUGGAUAGCCUUUCUUGGACACAGUGCCCUCUAUUGUGCACAGGUGGCAACUAGAAUGUUUAAAUGCUGCAUGAACAUGACACUUAGGAAAUUGUUGUAUAUUAUUGGAGAGAACUUGAGUUGUGGAUAGAAAUAUAUGUGACAUUUUAAGGAUGUUACUCUCUUGUCAGAGGACAGCAGGGUAAUGGGGCAUCUUUGUUUUUUUAUGCACCAACAGAGCUGUAUGUCUUCUUUCAGAAAGAUGACAGUAACAGUGUCUGGCAUUCUCACUGCUUUUUUACUGCCAAUACAAAAUGGACCCAUUUUUCUUGGGUUAGAAGUUGGUAUUUUUACAGUGUAUUCGUAUUUAAAAAUUAUAAAUUAAGUAUGUCGUUUCAUAAUGGCAUGUGAGAUAACAGACAAAUUGCCAAAGGUAAACACAUGAAGUGCUUUUGAACGGGUUCUGCUGCUCAUCUUACUUAUGCCGAGAUAUAUGAUAGAAGAUGAAUCAGAGGGGAAAAUUGUAUAUUAUGUAUUAUUCUUAGAGCAAUUGAUCAUCACAGUAAUGGAAACCAGACAGGUAUGAUAUUGGUCACAGGUUUGUGAAUUUGUUAAGAGCCAGCUGAAGUACGCAUUUGGAAUAAGUUUUGUUUCAGUAUUGCUGUAAUGAUUAUAUAUAUUAUAUAAGUUUCCCACAAAGUGAUAUAUAUAUAUGCCUUAAUUGAAAACCAACCUUUAUUACUUUAUCACCAUGUCUGUCACAGGAAAGUGCAGAGACAUGCCAGUAACUCAGUAAGCAUUUUUUUAUAAUUUUUUAUCCCAGCAAGAUCUGAAAGUUGUUGUGCAUGUCUGUAAAGUAAGAUCCUAUUAAGUGUCAGUUAUUUGGGAAAAAACAUUUGAGGUGCCUACUUUAGGGUAUACUUCACAUAAGACAUAAUCUCCAUAUACUUGAGACCAAAAUUGGCCAAAAUUUUUUAUCAUGUGGAUAGUACAUUGGUAGUUGUCUACUUAGAAGAUAAUAUUUUGGGCCGUUUUCUUCAAAGUAUGAUAUGUCUGAUGUGAUGGACUAACAGUUAACAACUAUUAUAGCAAACCACUCCACCUUUAUCCUGAAUAGUAAUUAAGAUGUUCUUAAUUGUGUGGCUGUGUCCUAUAGUCAAAUUGAGAACCUUGAAAAAUCUUACUUUUGUGCUCUUUUCAAGCUUGUUCAAAUUGUUUGUUGAUUUGUUUACCGUAUAUCAUGCUAAGUUUUCAUACACAUGAAAGAAGUUUAAAUUAAAGAUAAGAUAUAAUUAUUAUUAUUGUUAUUAUUCAGUGCUGAUUUAAUACUUUUAAUUGCUGGAUUAUAUAUCAGCAUUUCAAUAUUCAUUCCAUUUCAAAACGAUAUAAUUAUUCAACCUAAUAUUACAUUGUUCCAGCCAAUAUACUUUCAUAUCUGCCUCUGUUAUGCUAAUGACUUGCCUUUUAAAACCAAUUGUAAUACACUUUUCUCUUUAUAUGGCUAGAAGGUGAGGGUAAAUUGUCUGUCAUCUUAUAUUCCUGUCUUGAAGAGCGACAUUGCUCUGUUAAAUAUAAUCUAAAAGAUCAGAAAGGUUUAUUAAGUUAACACAUAAUUAGCACGCAUUUGUAUAAAGGGGUUUUAUUGAAAUGUAAAUGAUGCAUAUUAAAUUUAAUUUGCCUGUAAAA
Messenger RNA from Lingula anatina, 2170 nucleotides. RefSeq names its product mitochondrial import receptor subunit TOM40 homolog 1. Lineage: Eukaryota; Metazoa; Brachiopoda; Lingulata; Lingulida; Lingulidae. Gene Ontology annotation, biological process: protein import into mitochondrial matrix. Gene Ontology annotation, molecular function: transmembrane protein transporter activity. The record is from RefSeq and is a predicted model, not a curated record. Gene Ontology annotation, cellular component: mitochondrial outer membrane.